Messenger RNA from Clupea harengus (Atlantic herring), 881 nucleotides. It is a transcript of the gene igf2r, whose product is annotated as cation-independent mannose-6-phosphate receptor-like. Bases 102 to 782 code for a protein of 226 amino acids. Gene Ontology annotation, molecular function: signaling receptor activity; D-mannose binding. Gene Ontology annotation, cellular component: trans-Golgi network. Gene Ontology annotation, biological process: lysosomal transport. The record is from RefSeq and is a predicted model, not a curated record. NCBI's taxonomy places the organism in Eukaryota, Metazoa, Chordata, Actinopteri, Clupeiformes, Clupeidae. The transcript is spliced from 5 exons.
UGUCAUGCACAUCAUGUGAUGCGACUAGUUCCUGCUACAGCUGCUGGAGGAGUUGCUGUAUCAUGUCGGAUACGUUGUAAUAUUUUGUUCCGGGACGAAACAUGGGGUCUCUAUAUAAAAUAUAUGCGGAGGUAUCUUGUAAAUCAGUAACUGCUUUGUGCAUUUUAACGGUAUUCGCAUAUUUCUCUGUCACGGAAGGGUCCGAUGACAGUCUCUGGUUCCAAGAUCUGUGCAGUUACAAAUGGGAGGCCAUUGACCAGGACAGCCAAAUGAAGUACACAUUUAAACUGUGUGAUGACUCUCCAGAGACUAAAUGCGGACCAGGGUCGUCUGUCUGUGCCCAUAGUAAUGCCACCAAUACGGACACAACAGUGGGUGAGCUGAGCCUACGGGGAAUAUCGCAGACUGUGCUAGACUUCAAUAGCACUCAAAGGUGUGAAGGGAGCAGCAAUAACAUGCAGACCAGCAUCUCUUUCAUUUGCGGGAAGACCAUGGGAACUCCAGAGUUGGUGACUGUGUCGGAGUGUGUUCAUUACUUUGAAUGGAGGACAUACGUUGCUUGUAAAAAGGAUAAGUUCAAGCCCCACAAAGAGGUGCCCUGCUAUGCAUUUGACCCCAAUGGGAAGAAGCACGACCUUAAUCCCCUCAUUAAGAUCACUGACGGAUACCUGGUUGAUGACUCAGAUGAUGAACAAGACUUCUACAUUAAUAUUUGCCGCAGUUUGAGUGAGUUUCUUUUUUCUAUCAUUAUCUUAUGUGCUCAGUCAAUGAUAGCCGUGUAAGUAUUGUCAUGAGAAAAGGGUUCUGCCCUUUAAUGUAUACUAAGUAGUGUUAUAUGUGGUUUGUGUCUACUAUUUCCUGGUAGGCCAAAAUAAGUUGAA